This is a messenger RNA of Ochlerotatus camptorhynchus, 1926 nucleotides long. Its product is annotated as leucine-rich repeat-containing protein 47-like. The coding region runs from base 145 to 1740 and encodes 531 amino acids. Gene Ontology annotation, biological process: phenylalanyl-tRNA aminoacylation. Lineage: Eukaryota; Metazoa; Arthropoda; Insecta; Diptera; Culicidae. The transcript has 3 exons. The record is from RefSeq and is a predicted model, not a curated record. Gene Ontology annotation, molecular function: phenylalanine-tRNA ligase activity; protein binding.
UUUACGCUCAUCCGCAUGGUGCAAUCGGUGGCUCUUCUCCGUUUAAUCUCGUUUUCUUGCGAAUAAUUUGGCAUAAAAUCGGAAAAUUAUACUUCAUUAUUCACCAUCGACGGUGAAAUCAUCUUCAACAGAGCAGUCGUCAUCAUGUGGCCCGAAGUGCAGGUUGCCAAAGAGGAAAACCGCCGGGAGCUGGUCCUUUCCGGUGCCGCUGCUCGGAAACGUUUCGCAGAAACCGGUGGUAAUCUGGACGAGACCAUCUACCAGCUGAGUGCUCUCAAUCUGCUGAACAUCAACGAUACUCCGCUGGAGGAGAUUUCGUCCGAGAUCGGCAAUCUGGAGCAUCUGCAGUCGUUGCUUCUGUUUCGGAACAAAAUCAGCUCAAUUCCGGUGGAAGUUUGUCAACUUGCCACUCUGAAGGUGUUGGAUUUAUCCGGAAAUCUGAUCGAAUCGCUGCCAAGCGAGCUUGGCCAGUUGAAGGCACUGACGACGAUUAAUCUCUCGAGAAAUAAACUGAAGCAGGUGGACCUCGGUCGGCUGGAGUGGUUGGCGAUGUGCAACUUGUCUUCUAACCAGCUGGAGGAUUUCCCGGUGCUACCGUGCGGAAAAGAUGCGCAACAUUUGUAUGAGCUUAAUUUGGAGAAGAACCAGAUCAAGGAAAUACCGGCUAGUUUGGUGAACCAAGGAAGUCUGAAGACGUUGAAUGUGGCCGAAAAUAGCAUCGAAUUAGUUCCACAGUUUUUGGUCAAAUGUGUCAAGUUGAAGGAAAUCAAUCUCAAGGAUAAUCCAUUAAAGGACAAGCGUCUGAAGAAGCUCGUGGAACAAUGCCGCAGCAAGCAGGUGCUGGAUUACGUCGAAAAGAACGGUUACGUUGCCCCGAAGUCGGCUGUCAAGGCCAGCGAGAAAACUUCGCUUUCUGAAUCCGAAUCGGUACCGGAGGAGGUUGAUGUUCGUCAGAAAAUCACCAUUGUCAAAGCAUCGGACGAUGCCAAGAAAGUCAGCUUCACGCCGGAAGCAAAAUCGCUUCGACCGUAUGCGCUCCAUUGCAUCGUGCGGGACUUUAACGUUGGCAACAUGAAGAAAUUUCUUCAGCUGCAGAACGAUCUACAUGACAACGAAUGCGGCAAGCGAGAGUUUGCGACCAUUGCGACCCAUGAUCUAGCGAAAAUCAAAGGGAACAUCCGCUAUCGAGCGGAUCUAUCCGAACUAAUUCAAAUAACUCCACUCGGCGGUAAAGCCAAGGUGACGGCAGCUAAAUAUUACGACGAAUUGAAGCAACACGCGGAAAUGAUUCGUAAGGAAAAGAAAAGGAGCACCUACUCCGGAAUCUACAAGUUCAUCAACCUGCUCGAAGGUAAAGUGUUCGUCUUCUUUGACGACGAAGAGAAGAUAAUCAGCCUUCCUCCGCUGACGAACUGUGAUGAGACGAAGAUUACACCGGAGACCAAGCAUAUGCUGCUGGAGGUGACCAGCUCGAUUGGCUUUGAGGUCUGCCACAAGGUGAUGUCGGCGCUGAUUAAAAAGAUGCUGCUGAUGAAUGUGCAGGUCAGCCGGGCCCAUCCGGAGGGAAAGAAGAAGUCCAAGGCCAAAGGAGCGCCGAUCGUGACGUAUGACAAAUCGGUGGAGAUGUUCGUCGAGCAAGUUCGGUUCUACGAUGCGGAAGGCACUUUCCACUCGGUCUAUCCAGGAAAAGGGGAUCUGGUGUUCCCCGAGGAGGAGAAGAUCGACGUCGAGUUCAAGUGAGCCGUUCAAUUUCGGAGGGGUCGGAGCGUUUCUUAUACCUGAUGUUUUCUACUGCUGUGUUAUGUUUUACUGAUUGAAUUUAAUUUUUUUGCAAACAGAAAUGUUAAUCAUCCAAAGCCAUGAAGUAUCAAUAUACAAUUAAACAGUUGUAACGACGAUGCAUAAGAUGCUACAUGAAUAACGGUA